AUUUCGUUUUUUUAGUUGACGUUUGUUUUUUCAGAUUUCCUUCUUCGCUUCGCGAUUUUCCUUUAUUUUGAUAGCUCUGAAAUAUCGCAGUGGAUUAUGUGUAAAACGCAAGUUUUAUGAUAAGUAUACAUUUUAAGCAUCAUUUUAAUUAUUAAGGCGGUUUUAAAACAGUUCAAAGCUAAAUUAAUAUUAUCAAAAUGAAACCAAGUGGCGGCGGUGGCGAUGAUUUUGAAGAACCGGAACACAUGCGAAAGCUGUUCAUUGGUGGCUUAGAUUACAGAACUAAUGAUGCUUCAUUGAAAGAAUUCUAUGAGCAAUGGGGUGAGAUUGUUGAUGUGGUGGUGAUGAAAGACCCUCAGACCAAGCGCUCAAGAGGUUUUGGAUUCAUCACAUACUCGAGAGCCCACAUGGUUGAUGAUGCUCAGAAUAAUAGACCUCACAAGAUUGAUGGAAGAGUCGUAGAACCCAAGAGAGCUGUACCGAGAGAUGAAAUUAAAAGGCCAGAUGCUAGUGCCACUGUCAAGAAGCUAUUUGUGGGCGGCCUCAAGCAGAACAUUGAGGAGGAAGACCUGAGAGAGUACUUCAGUUCUUAUGGGAACAUUGAGUCAGUGAGUCUUGUCACUGAAAAGGACUCUGGCAAGAAGCGGGGCUUUGGCUUUGUUGAGUUUGAUGACUAUGACCCUGUUGAUAGAAUAUGCUUACAACAGAAUCAUAAGAUCAAUGGUCAGCGGUUGGAUGUGAAGAAGGCGCUGUCGAAAUCAGAUAUGGUUUCUGGCGGGGGCGGUGGCGGCGGUGGCGGGUCGGGUGGCGGCCGGCGUGGAGGGCGCGGGGGCGGCGGCGGCGGCGGCGCCUGGGGCUCGCAGCAGGACUGGGGGAACUCCGAUGGUGGUUAUAAUACAGGGUACGGGCAGGGCGGUUGGAACCAGAACCCGUGGGACUCUGGCCAGGGCGGAUGGGGCAACCAGGGCUACGGGGACCAGGGCUGGGGGCAGUCGGGCAACUUCGGCAGCGGCUACCAGCAGGGCUACGGCGGUGGGCCCAUGCGCAACAACUACAACACUACCAGGUCGCAGCCCUAUAACACUGAAGGUGGCGGCAGCGGCGGUGGCUACGGAAGCGGUGGUGGCUACAACAUGGGCAAUACGCCUGCCGCCGGCAACCAGCGCCGGUUCUGAAGUUCUGAGCUACCCCGUCCUCUUGUCUCAAGUUGCGCUUAGAUGAAGCUAGGCAGGCAGACAAUAGAUAGAGGAGGUAGGAGUCAGCUAGCUAGUGAGGGACAAGCGGACGUAGUGAAGCGACUUCAUUACAUAGUCAUAUUACGGUUUUUCCCCCCCUCCAUAUAAGGUUUGUUUACUAAGGUACGGUGUAGGCACUAGAUUCCUUUUUUUCUUAUUUAAGAUUUAGUCGUUUAGCACUCAAAUCACAGUUUUUACAUUUGAAAGUCACUAUGUGUACGCACAUAUUUUAUGUACCUAUCACUAGUCAGGCAUUGCACUAAAGAUAACAAAAUGGACGGACUGAGUUCUACUGUAAAAGCUGUGGCAUAUAAACUAUGCGAUCCUAGUUUCUAAGUAAGAAGACAUAUAGUUUGAUGUUUAAUUAGAUAAUCUUUAUUGUGACUUUAUUUGGAUAACACUUUUCGUGACAGACUAGAUAUAGUCAUUACAUUCCAAAAUGUAUAACGAUCUCCUAAAGUGCAAUCGAUGUUUUUUAAUAUUAAAUGAAAUAUAUCACAGAUAAAGCCGAUUUUUUCCUGAAAAUUUUACUGGCGCUAGUAUAGAAUUAUAUAAAAACAAUUUAUUAAAUUGAUGUAUAUUUAAAAUUGUAUAUCUCGAUGUCCAGGAUAGUUGAUAACUUUACUAUUAUAGGUAACUUGAUUAAAUACCUAAUGGAAUUUUAUUAUCCCUAAAUGUAAAAGAAUUGAGGAUUAAUUUUAUGAAUUUAAAAAAGAAAUGAUUUGACUUGUUAUGUUUUCUUCGUGUAUUUUAUUUCACAAUAUCAUAGUUUUAAGGAUUGUUAUUGUAGUCGUAAUUUGAUUCUAUUCUUGGUGUGCAAUGAAUUAAACUAAGUAUGUUUUCCAUGGUCUCUUCUAACGCGGAUGAGCCGCCCCGGUGGAAAAGCCCAUGGUAAGUGGACUUGCCCAAAUAAAAACACAAAAAUAUUAA
Molecule: messenger RNA, 2165 nt
Organism: Pectinophora gossypiella (pink bollworm)
Lineage: Eukaryota; Metazoa; Arthropoda; Insecta; Lepidoptera; Gelechiidae
Product: heterogeneous nuclear ribonucleoprotein A1, A2/B1 homolog
Exons: 7
Coding region: 198-1175 (325 amino acids)
Molecular function (GO): RNA binding
Source: RefSeq, a predicted model, not a curated record